AUGUCGAGAGGAAUAGAUCGUGAGUCAUUUGUCAAGGGACAGCUUGAAGCUAUUCAUAAAGCUUUGAACAAGACUGAGCUUCCUUUGAAACCAAAACAUGCGCGAAGCAUCAUUCUGGGAACUCAUACAGAAAGAUCCAGCAACAUCUUUUGGAAUGCUGUAACUCGAGUUCAGCUUGAGAAACACCCUGUGUUGACAUGGAAGUUUUGCCAUUUGGUACAUAAAUUGAUUCGCGAUGGACAUCGCAGGGUUCCUGAAGAAUCGUACAGAUAUAUUCCCAAAAUACAAUCUUGUGGUCAAUUUUGGAAGCAUUUAAAUACUUCUGGCUAUGGUGCAUGUAUCGAAUACUACUCGAAAGUUUUGUGUCAGCGCCUCGAAUUUCACAGAAGAUAUCCUGUCGUGCCAGGAAAUCUGAAUUUAACUGACGCUCAGUUAAAAACCUUAGAAAAGGAUCUUGAUAAUGCAUUUGAAAUGACGAUUGCCAUGUUGGACGAGAUGGACAAUCUCUUGAGCCUGCAAGCUCUCGUCUACUCUACUUUGGAAUGUUUACGAUGGAGCUCUUUAGUUCCUGAAGGGCAAUGCUUGCUUGCUCCUCUUAUCUUGGUCAUUUUGGAUACGAGCAAAUUUUACGACUACUUAGUUAAAAUGAUCUUCAAUUUACAUAGUCUUGUACCUCCAGAUGCUCUGGAAGGUCACCGUACAAGAUUCAGGGAAGCUUUCCGCAAAACCAAGAAGUUCUAUGAAGAGUCCAGUAAUCUCCAGUACUUCAAGUUCCUUGUGUCGAUUCCUACUUUACCUGCCGUUGCUCCUAACUUCUUACAAGCUUCUGACCUCGAAAGUUACCGAACUCCUCACGCUUAUCUUCAUUCCGAAGGCCCUGACGACACAACCAGCGUCGUCGAAGAUACUCUUCUCGACCUGACAAUGGAAACAGCUGCUCCUCCUCCAGCAAUUCCUGAAAAUGACCCAAGAGAUGAACAGAUUGUGGCUCUUCAACGUGAGAUCGAAGACCUAAAAUUCGCGAACGAACGUUUCGUAGCCAAUGCGAAAUAUAGAAUUGAACAGUAUGAUAAUCGUUUGGCUCAGAUUCAAAAUGAAUUUGAUCAUGCUCGCCGAGAAGCAGAUGAAAUCAAAGAAGAGAAACAGCGCCUAGCAGCUGAGCUCGCCACAAGAGACUCGCUCCGCAGUGAAAGUGAUGAUGCCAGGGUGCACGAAGCCAAUGAAAAAGCGAAGCUCACAGACGAGAAAUUUGCCAAAAUGAAAACAGUGUAUGAGAAGUUCCGUUUGGAACAUUUGGAAGCGCUGACCACACUGGGAAAUCUUCAGAAGCAAAUGCAGGAAUGCCUUAAACAGAAGAUGGACAAAGAAGAAGAACUAACUGUUGUGAGCCGCAGAUUGGAAGAAGCCGAGAAAGAGAAACACUCUUUGAUGGCUCAGGUUGCUGGAGAAUCCUCUGUCAUUGACGAGCUCCGUGCCCAACUUGCAAGAUCCGAUAUCGAACUUGUCGAACUCAAACAGCAAUUGGGAAAUAUAAUUAAAUCGUGUUUGGCUAUGUUCUCUCGUUGCUCAGAAGACUUACCAAACUCAACUUCUAUUUCUUACCCCAUUCAUCUUGCUCAAUCUAUGCUACAAGUUUCAACUUCAAUGGUCUCCAAUCUUGCUGAUGACUCCACGGGCUCUGAUACUAUUUUAGCCGCUCACCUUCUCUCAAAUGCUCUGUUCGCUUGUUCUUCUGCCGCUUAUACGGCUUCCAUCCCACACUACGACGGUGUGAAUGAACAAUGUAAAAUAGUUUUGAAUAAAGCUGAAGCUGCCUUCAGUGUAAACCCAGUGAAUGCUUCCUCACUUUCCGCAGAACUAGAGAAGCUCAAUGUUCUUGUUGCUGCUGUUCCUAUCCAAUCAGACAUCGACAAGGAAGUUGUUGGAAAUGAACUGGAGGCUGAAAUGAGGCGAAUGGACGAAGCUAUUAAACAAGCUGUUGAGAAGAUAGAAGCCAUUCAACAAAAAGCUCGCGAGAAUACGAAGGGCGUCAGAUUGGAAGUAAAUGAAUCAAUUUUGGCCACAUGUCAAGCUCUGAUGAAUGCUGUUAUGCGUCUUGUAGCUGCUUCUCGAGAACUUCAACUUGAGAUCGUAGCAGCCGGAAGAGGAGGAACUUCUCCAGCUGAGUUCUACAAGAAAAAUCAUCAAUGGACUGAGGGUCUUUUAUCAGCUGCCAAAUCAGUUGGUGUCGCAGCAAACGUAUUGGUAGCUGCUGCUGAUGGAGUUAUAACUGGAAAAGGAAAAUUCGAGGAACUCAUUGUCGCAGCCCAAGAAAUUUCCGCUUCAACCGCUCAACUAUUCGUUUCGAGUCGUGUUAAGGCAGACAGAGACUCUCAGAAAUUAUCCACAUUGUCAGUCGCAUCUCGUGAUGUUUAUCAAUGUACUGUCCAAGUUGUGGGUUCUAUCAAGUCUGGCCAGAACACGCUGAAUGAGAAAGACGUUCUUGAUUUCUCCAAUCUCACCUUACAUGACGCUAAGAAGGAAGAAAUGGAAUCGAAAGUUCGCGUCUUGGAGUUGGAGCAGGCAUUAGAAAUGGAGCGUGCCCGUUUGCGCGAGUUGCGGAAGCAGCAUUUCCAUAUGGCAGAAGUAGCAAACAAGGAUAACGCGAAUGAUAAGGACAAUUCAUUCGAGAUAUUGGGUUAA
Molecule: messenger RNA, 2682 nt
Organism: Auanema sp. JU1783
Lineage: Eukaryota; Metazoa; Nematoda; Chromadorea; Rhabditida; Rhabditidae
Source: the annotation of a GenBank genome assembly